Coniosporium apollinis CBS 100218 is the source of this 3714-nucleotide messenger RNA. RefSeq lists its product as uncharacterized. Gene Ontology annotation, molecular function: RNA-directed RNA polymerase activity. The record is from RefSeq and is a predicted model, not a curated record. Lineage: Eukaryota; Fungi; Ascomycota; Dothideomycetes. Bases 1 to 3714 code for a protein of 1237 amino acids. Gene Ontology annotation, cellular component: nuclear RNA-directed RNA polymerase complex. The transcript has 2 exons. Gene Ontology annotation, biological process: siRNA processing.
AUGGACAUCUUCAUCCGAAAUGUAGCCAUUCCGGCUAACGACAAGCACCUUACUGAUGUGCUCCGCUAUCCGCUUGAGCAGCUGUCAAUCUUUGCCUAUGAUUGCAAGAAGAUGAAAAACAAGGGCUGCGCUAUCCUCACAAUAGCCGACGAGAGCCUCGCGGCAUCUUUCAUGACCAUUUACGGCUACAGAGAGAACCCGAACCCUCAAGACAGGCAGGCCCAACGAGCAAAAACCAUAGUCUUCCUUCAACGAACUCUGAUUUUCACUCAGAGCACCAGCAAACCUGACGAGACGCUUCUACGAGCACUGAAAUUAGAGCAAAAGGUCAAAAGCGAGAAGCAGAAAGAGAAUCUAGUGGCCAAGCUUGGCCCACCCCAGCCAAGUUUGCAGCAGAAAUAUGCCCUCAGCCAACUCUGCUGCGGAGUCUGGGACUAUCACCACAGAGCCCUCGCGUAUGUGCCGUACUUUCAGGACCGUCGAAGCGGCACCAUCAUCUUCGGAAAGACCUCACUCGUGAUAAUCCUAGAGGCUUCGAAUGGAGUGAACUGGAGAUGCCGAAUUGACAUUCCUUACUACAGCAUUGACAGUAUCACCACAGGCAGCUAUGCCAAUCCAGCUAUCGCGUUAACGCUGACCAUGGCGCCUCGUAUGUACCGCUUAGAUCCCGACCCGAAUUUCAUGCCAAACGACCUGAGCGAGAUUAUGGCGGCGCUAUCGAUGAGCAUUUCCAGACCGAGCCCAUUACAAAAUCAGAACCAGAAACGAACGAGAAUCACCAGCAUAGAGCUGCCUCACGAACAAAUCGUUGGCAGCUGUUUUGUUUAUCAGAUCGUACUGUCGAACUUUGCAGAGAUUGCAAAUGUGUAUCAACUGCUCGAUCGCAACAGAGGACUGCCUUCAAGCAUACGCUACGACUUCGUUUGGCUCCCCCCAACACAGGACCUUACAACUGACAUGAGGCAAUUGAAUGAGGCGUUGCAGUACGCGAAGUGGCCUUUUCCUUUAAAGUUUCAAGUGCAGAGACUGGCAACCAAUGGCUUCCUUCGCCCCAAAAAAGUUCUCAGACUCCUCCCCGCGAUCACACGAGUAUCUAAAAUCUCCGGCGCUCAUGCUGCCACAUGGGCUGUCCAGCAGGUGGCAGAUUCUCUACCCAUACCGGGCCCGGACGCUGCACCUGAAGAGUUCAAUGUGAACGACCUAAUUAUGAAAUUAGAAACCACCGCAGCAAGCUGGCGGGACGAGGGCUCCGUCUAUGAUCUUACUAAGCGCCAUCAGCAUAUCGUGCUAGUUCACAAGGUCUUCAUCACGCCCACAGGAACAUAUCUUGAGGGCCCAGAGAUGGAAGUCACCAACAGGGUCCUACGCAACUACUCCAAGCACACUGACCAGUUUAUCCGCACCACGUUUGCCGAUGAAACCUACGAGCCGGUUCACUUCGACCCAAACGCAUCAAUGGAGGAGAUCUUCCACAGCAGGUUCAAGGCAGUGCUGGAUAGCUCAAUCAACAUCGCAGGCUACGGCUUCACCUUUCUCGGAUUCUCCCAUUCUUCGUUGCGCUCGCAAACGUGCUGGUUUAUGGCACCCUUCAUCCACGACCAGGAGUUGAUCGUUGCUCAAGAGGUCGUCAAACGUCUUGGUGACUUCUCGCAUAUCCGAUCUCCAGCCAAAUGCGCAGCUAGGAUCGGACAAGCGUUCUCUGAUACUAACGGAGUGGUAACCAUCCGAGAGGAGAAUCUUGAGCCCAUGUAUGACGUGACGCGCAAUGGUCGUGUGUUCAGCGACGGUGUAGGCACCAUUUCGCCGAAGCUUCUCAAGCGGGUUUGGAUUGAUUAUGCCAUGUCCCGUAAUCUGAAGCCUACCGCCCUUCAAAUACGCUUUGGUGGUGCAAAGGGUAUGCUGUCUCUCGAUACCACUAUAUCCAGUGAGGUAAUACGACUUCGCGAAUCAAUGAUCAAAUUCGAAGGAUCCCCUUCACUAGACCUCGAGAUCUGCGGAGCGAACUUCAAGCCGCUACCAAUGUAUCUCAACCGGCAAUUUAUUAAGAUCUUGGAGGAUCUUGGAGUGGAUGAAGACGUUUUCCUGGAGCUUCAGAGUGUUGCUGUUGAGAGUAUCCGACGCAUGACUUCGUCUCCAGUGAACGCUGCUACCUUCUUGGAGAUCUCACGUACUGGCCUAGCCACGAAGACACCGUCCCUCAUCCGAAUGCUGAACGACAUGGGUUUGUCAUUUCACAAUGACGACUUCCUUCAACACACUGUCGAGAUCGCAGCACUGGUAGCGCUUCGCGAGAUCAAGCACCGAUCACGAAUCCUCGUCGAGCAUGGCGUUACGCUCUACGGUAUCAUGGAUGAGACCGGCAUCUUGAAGGAGGGUGAAAUCUACUGCGUGACCGAGACAGCGUCUGGCGGCCGACGUGUUCUUAGCGGUGGUAAAGUGGUCAUCACUCGUGCUCCAGCUCUGCAUCCUGGCGACGUUCAGGUGGUCAAAGCAGUAGAUGUGCCAGCUGAUUCUCCACUCAACGCUCUACACAACUGUGUUGUGUUCAGCCAACACGGCGCGCGUGAUUUACCCAGCUGCCUAAGCGGUGGAGAUCUGGACGGAGAUCUCUACAACGUCAUCUACGACCCGCGUUUGAUCCCUCAAACCACGUACGAACCAGCCGACUACCCCAGAGCCAAGGCCCUGGAUAUUGGAAGAGAGGUAGUGCGGCAAGACAUGACGGACUUCUUUAUUAAGUUCAUGGAGACGGAUCAGCUCGGCCGCAUAUCAACGCUGCACCAAGUGCUUGCCGACCGCUACGUCGAAGGCACACUGCAUCCUAAUUGUAUUCUGCUCGCUGAGCUCGCGUCCACCGCUGUCGACUUCUCUAAGACUGGUAUUCCUGUCGACAUCAAGCGGAUUCCACGCUCUAUUAAUACCCGGCCGGACUUUAUGGCUCCCGGCCCGCGCGUGCGGAUCGAAGACAAAGGUACUAUCUUCGAAGACGAAGCUGACGAGGAUGCCGACGAAUUCGAAGACCCUGUUAGGAGUCUCGAUCCAGACAGCCGGGCCGUACGGUAUUAUGAGAGUGACAAAGUGCUCGGAAAGCUGUACCGCGCGAUCGACGAGCGCGCGAUCCUCUCCGCCAUCCAGGCGCGCUCCAAGACCCAAGCCCAGGCCCUGGCUGACGCCACAGCCACCUCGCUCAUGGACAAAGUGUGGGUGCACGUGAAGCGCAACACGGCGCUCGUACAAUACGCACACCACCUCUUGGCUGCACGCGGAAUGAAAGAAGCCUACGAGCACAACCUUGCGGACAUGAUGUCUACCUAUUCGACGCAUCCGUCUCAACCGCUCUCAGAGUUCGAAGUGUUUAGCGGGAGUAUUCUAGGCAAGUGCGCGGGCGCGCAAAACAAGCGCGUCAGGGAGAAUAACGCCAAGAUGAAGGAGCAGUUUGAGCGGGACGUUACGUUCUGGGUUGAGCGUAUCACGCAUGGUGAUGAUGGCGAUAGGGAGGAGGCGCUUGCGAGGAGUAUUGCGGCCUUGCAUGUCGGGAUGGAGGAGGGCAGUCGGAUGGCGGGCAAGGGUAGGAGACGGGCGGAGUUGAGGAGCUGGAGGUACAUCGCUGCUGCUGUAUGCUUGAAGGAGGUUGAGAGAUUUCAGGGACAGUUCGGCGGCGCUUGGAGGUGGGUUGAGGUGGAUGGGAUAUCGACGUUGCGGAGGGUGCCAUGA